Messenger RNA from Micropterus salmoides (largemouth bass), 2999 nucleotides. It is a transcript of the gene mybl2b, whose product is annotated as v-myb avian myeloblastosis viral oncogene homolog-like 2b. The record is from RefSeq and is a predicted model, not a curated record. Gene Ontology annotation, cellular component: nucleus. Lineage: Eukaryota; Metazoa; Chordata; Actinopteri; Centrarchiformes; Centrarchidae. Gene Ontology annotation, biological process: regulation of DNA-templated transcription. Gene Ontology annotation, molecular function: DNA-binding transcription factor activity, RNA polymerase II-specific; RNA polymerase II cis-regulatory region sequence-specific DNA binding. The transcript is spliced from 15 exons. Bases 233 to 2140 code for a protein of 635 amino acids.
GCGAGAUAGAAAUCCAGGAGCGCGGACAACCCUGGCGCAUCGCUCCAGCUGGUUACAAGCUGCAACCAAACUGUUCAACCCAACAGCACCGAGCCUCCACCGCCACAGGUCCCUUCCUAAAAAUAAUACACACGCGGAAUACGACGAGAAAACACCAGAUACACAUGCACAUGACGUGCAAAGGGAGGAGGACAAAUCACCGUCUGCCCGUAAACAACAGAAACAGAGGGAAAUGUCUUGGUGGCCGCGCGGUGAGGAUGGAGAGGAGGCCAUGCAUCAAGACACGGACUCUGAUGUGUCAGAACAGAGAGACGGUGGGAAAGUGAAGGUGAAAUGGACUCAAGAAGAGGAUGACAAGCUGAAGGCAUUGGUUCAAAAACUGGGACCAAGCGACUGGAAAUAUAUCGCCAGUUUAAUACCAAGUCACACUGAACACCAGUGUCAGCACCGUUGGUUCAAGGUCUUGGAUCCAGAAUUGAUUAAAGGUCCUUGGACCAAAGAGGAGGAUGAGAAGGUUAUUGAGCUUGUGAAUCUCUACGGCAACAAACAGUGGGCGAUGGUUGCCAAGCAUCUGAAGGGCAGACUAGGGAAGCAGUGUAGAGAGCGCUGGCACAACCACCUCAAUCCUAAUGUGAAGAAGUCAUCCUGGACUGCCGAGGAGGACCUCAUUAUCUACAAGGCUCACUGCCUGCUUGGAAACCGCUGGGCUGAGAUCGCCAAGCUGCUCCCUGGAAGGACAGAUAAUGCAGUGAAGAACCACUGGAACUCGACUAUCAAACGCAAGUUAGAAAUGGGCUUCUAUGCUGGGGAGGUCUUGAGGCCGAAUGAACUUGAAGAGUUGUUGGCCUGUGUUAAUAAGGAUGAGCAGAUGCCCAGUUCUUCACAAGAUGGUGCAGACAAGGACCCAGAGCAGAAAACAAAUUCUUCCUUGAAGGAAGCGCCUGUCUCUGUUAAAGCUGAGGUCUUUGAAUGCCCUGCUGCUCCGGGGCCAUCAAAGGCCGGGGCCUCUCCAAAAGACAGUUUAAGCCCCAGGACGGACGCAGACGCCACAGGAGAAAUGAACUGUUCCAGCUGGGUGGUGGACAGCUCCGGCUUUCUCUCACCUACCGGGCCAGCCCUGAAGGAAGUGCUGGAUAUGGUGGAUGGGGACCUCGAUGGUUGGUGCAACCUUGCAGCCUUUGACCUGCCUGACGAUAGUCCGAGCCCAGAGCGCCACCAGUUUCGUCUGGAGGGCAGCGCCUUGCAGGAGUUGAGCAAAGGCAACAAGGGGGAGCUCAUCCCCAUCUCCCCUGGAGGUAUCACGCCCCCCACCAUACUAAAUCGCCGGAGUCGGAGACGCAUCGCCUUGUCUCCUGAUGCCAGUAAAUCCAUGACUCCCAAAAGCACGCCAGUGAAAAUCUUGCCCUUUUCUCCAUCUCAAUUCCUCAACAUGUGGACAAAGCAGGACACCCAUGACCUGGAGAACCCUUCCCUCACAUCCACGCCAGUGUGCAGCCAGAAAGCGCUCGUUACUACACCGCUGCAGCGUGACAAGACCCCCCUCAUUCAGAAGGAAAACUCAGCAUUUGUUACACCCAACCACAAGUCCGAGCUCUGUACGACCCCACGAACACCAACGCCGUUUAAAAACGCCAUGGAGAAGUAUGGUACUCUGCGGCCACUGCCUCAGACUCCGAACCUUGAAGACGACAUAAACGAGGUCAUCCUAAGAGACGGUGGGAUCGAUUUGGUUGUUGUACGCUCGACUCCGCCUGAGCAGCGACGUAAAACCAUGCAUCGGCCUCCUAUGAAGAAGGUGAGGAAAUCAUUGGCCCUGGAUGUCAUGGACUGCCAGGUGAUGCCCACAUCCAAACGCACAUCCCUCAAAACUGAAGCCAAAAACAGCAUCAAGGAAGAACCUCUCAACUCCUCGUCAUUUUACAGUAAGCGGCAUGAAAGUAUUUUGGACCAGGGCUUCCUGAUGGGACCUAGUGACAGUGCCAUAUUUCCCAGCACCGUGCCCCCAGUUCCAAUGUCAAAAGAAUGGGAAACCGUUGUUUGUGGACAAACUAAAGACCAGCUCAUAAUGACUGAGAAAGCCCGACGCUACCUUCGCUCACUAAAGUCCUACGCUCCCAGCCGGGCUCUGAUUCUGUCCUGAGACAGCUCUCAUCUUGUUACACAUACACAACUUAAUGUUGCCGUUUUUGCCCCCUUACGUUCUGCUGUUGUAAUUUGAGAUGGAGAAAAGACCAUGUAAUGUGAAGGUUUAGUACAGUUUUUGGAAAAAAAAAAAAUAUAUAUAUAUUAUCAAAACACUGACAGUAUACAGUCCUUUCAAUAAUUUGAGAGAGAAGGGUACCUUUAGAUUUAGUGUCACUCCAAUUGUGUAGUGCAAAGCUUGGUGGGGAGGAAGUAAAUCCCACUUCAGAAUCCACUUAAACGUGUUUGAAAAGAACAAUGAAUGUAGAAUUGAAAAAUCACUGCUAUAUACCGUUUUGCUAUCACUGAAAAGACAUGGUUUUACAAUGCAUAAUGUGCCUGUAAUUAAACAGUUUUUUUAAAAGUUGUGAAGCGUACAAACACUCAGUAUGUAGAGUUCUGUUGCAUAACUUGAAUAUGGAGUACAUUCAGACGGGUUGAUCAGUAAUGCAUUUAGAGAUGAUCCAUGUUGAAAAUGUUAUGUGUGUAUUGUCUUGUUGUAAGAUCUGUUUGUGCAUGUGUCUAAAUUUAUUAUAUACGUUUCAAUACUCAUUAAAAGUGAGGACCUCACACCAGGAAUAGUAGACAGAAAUUGAAUUGUGUAUUCUGUAGAGGUGGCUUGGUACAAUUUGAGAUCCAGCAAAGUGAUGAAUACACUUUGUUUAUGUAGUAGGCAAGUAAGUUGAAAUGUAAUGGAGGUACAGGUGGCAAGGAAAUUGUGUUGUUUGGCACUGUUUGUAAAUAUUUAGUGUAGGUUUUUACUUUAUCUUACAAAAAUUUGUUCAAAGAAAUGUAUUAAAAUACAAAUAUGUCUAAUA